Ogataea haglerorum is the source of this 1149-nucleotide messenger RNA. RefSeq lists its product as uncharacterized. The record is from RefSeq and is a predicted model, not a curated record. The transcript has a single exon. NCBI's taxonomy places the organism in Eukaryota, Fungi, Ascomycota, Pichiomycetes, Pichiales, Pichiaceae. Bases 1 to 1149 code for a protein of 382 amino acids.
AUGAUAAUACGCCUCUCGUGGCCCUUGCUAUUCACUAGAGCGUCGCUGUACGCAGCAGUGCUGCUCGCGACUAUCUUCCUUGUUUUGCUUCCCUGGUCGGUUGUUUCCUUUUGGUAUUUUUACAGCCGCUUAAUUCCAACGCCCAUUUACGAGCAGACAUUCCAGCUAAACUACGAGCUGCGUGAGCGCGGGCCGUACCAGAUAUUCAACGCGGCCGAUUUCUUUGUGCAUCUUGCCGCAGUGAAAAACGACAACCUAUUCAACGACCCGGUGUCGGAAUACGAGUUCUAUCUGUCUUUCGAGACAAAGUGUCUGAGUCCAUCGAAAACCAUUGUUGGAUCCAGGUUUUCGGUUCUCGACGACUCCAUCCUGAACGAGGAGCUCAGACCGUGGGAAUUGAACCUGGAACAGGUGAGUCUGAAGUCCAAGUUUGUCAAUCUGUGGCCAAUAACGGACAACCUCAAAAGAUCGCUGCGGUUUUCUUCUGGUUCCAACAGACCGCACAGCAUCGAGUGGCAGUGGCCACGCUCCCGUUCCCUUUGCAACGAACAAAAACCCAUUGUCGAUUCUCCAUCCGGGCCGUGGAGAUUCUGGAAUAGCCACAAAAAUACACAGACAGACGGAGGAGGAGGCGAAGUGGUUCCUGGUAUGGGCAUCUAUUUUGUCAACACACAGUACUUCACGCUCGAUUGCCAGGAAGACCACUCGUUUUUGCCUUUUCUAAUAGAGAAACAUGUGGCGCCCCCUGAGCUCGCAAACAUACUGCAUUACUCACCAACUUAUAAGCUUCACCUGCUGUCGCUUCAGCCGCCUGCACAAUCGUUUGUAUGGCCAACAUCAACCUACAAUGCCAUCUUGGAAAACUCCAGACACAUGAAAUUUGUGCUGGAGUUCAACCAGAACCAGGCAUAUCUAGACAACCCAAAAUUGCAGGUGGUGAUGAAAUACAACGGCCUCCGGUGGUACCUGGCCCAAUAUCCUGCGCUUUCAUUUAUGAUUGGAGUUUUCAUCUGCUGGACGGUGAGCUCUGUCGUCUGUGUUGCUGUGAGUGCUUUUAUAUUCUCAUACUACAAGAAAAUAGCGCCACCGAUCAAGCAGGACGAAACGAUGACGAACCUAGACUCGCUCCUAAAAGGUGUCGAGCACUGA